UCCAGCCUCAUCUUCUCUUCCCCUUUUCUUUCUCCUUCUCCACAAUCCACAAAUUCCCCCAAAAUUAGUUUCUUCAUCCAGAUAUUUCUUCCUCAUCUCGUUUCCUCUUGAUUUACACUGCAUUUCCGUCGUCAAUUCCGAUAUGGAUCUACUUUUUGCUCGUAUUUCACUUCUGUUCCGUUAAAUGAACCUCUUUUUUCUGGAUUCACAUUGAAUUCCUGUUUCCUGAGCUUCCUUGUUUAUUUAUUUUCCAUAUUAAGAAGUGUGUUGAGUUGUUGUGUAACUGAAAGUUCAAUACUGCCGUUUUGUUCCAAAAGAGGAAAUGGGAUAAUUUUGGUCCCUUAAAAUUCGAAUUUAAUAGGAUUUGGAUUUUUUGCUUUUUUUCGGUGAAAAUUGAGGUUUAGAAAUCAGUUCCAGCUAAGUCGAAACGAGAUUUGGAUAAACUAAUGGCUUCGUCAGUUCAGGGAAAGCAUGAAAGUGCUACAGGUGCGACUGAGGAGAGUAUGCAGUCGAAUGAGCAGUUCUCUAGUGCGGAUGAGUACGCUUUUAAGGUGAGAAAGCCAUAUACCAUUACUAAACAAAGGGAAAGAUGGACUGAGGAAGAGCAUGAGAGGUUCCUCGAGGCCUUGAAACUUCAUGGUCGUGCGUGGAGGAAAAUUGAAGAGCACAUGGGUACGAAAACAGCAGUGCAAAUUCGAAGCCACGCUCAGAAGUUUUUCUCCAAGGUUAGCUGUUCUCAUAAGUAUCAUAUCUGCCAUUAUGUCAAUAUACUCCUUUUAGUAAGCCAUCUAAUUCUUGUGAGGUGCUCGUGA
Messenger RNA from Salvia splendens (bonfire salvia), 812 nucleotides. RefSeq names its product protein REVEILLE 2-like. The transcript is spliced from 5 exons. The record is from RefSeq and is a predicted model, not a curated record. Lineage: Eukaryota; Viridiplantae; Streptophyta; Magnoliopsida; Lamiales; Lamiaceae. Gene Ontology annotation, molecular function: DNA binding. The coding region runs from base 447 to 812 and encodes 121 amino acids.